AUGGCGCGCGCUCUCGGCCCGGCCGACGGCGAGUGGGCGCUCUCGCGGUUCGGCGGCCACCCCCUGGCGCCCGACCUGGCCGCGCUGUAUGCGCGCGCGCUGGCCGCCGGCUGGCGCGCCGCCGGCGCGGGCGCGCGGCGCGGCGCGUGGGCGCUGGUGCGGGGGCGGGCGCCGCUGGCGCAGGCGGUGGGGGUGGCGGCGGCAGACGUGGUGGCGGCUUGCCUGGCGCAGCAGCCAGACCACUUUGAGCAGUAA
Messenger RNA from Monoraphidium neglectum, 255 nucleotides. RefSeq lists its product as hypothetical. The record is from RefSeq and is a predicted model, not a curated record. The transcript has a single exon. Bases 1 to 255 code for a protein of 84 amino acids. Lineage: Eukaryota; Viridiplantae; Chlorophyta; Chlorophyceae; Sphaeropleales; Selenastraceae.